UGCUCCCCUGCGCUCUUUCUCUAAAAGUACAAACCCACGAAAAACAUAAGAGAAGAUAAGAGAAAAUCAAACCAAACAAAAUUCCAAUUAAGAGAAAUGGUAAGUUCAAAGAAAUUCCAAUUAAGAGAAAUGGUAAAUUCAAUCUUUGAAGCGGCAAAUAUGAGGAAACUGAGCCUUCUCAUAUUUGUUCUCUGUAUUUUGAUUUCCCUCAAGAAUCAAAAUGCGGAGACCAAGAAAGGCUUAUCAUCAAUCGCCGAAUAUUGGUCUUCUUCCUCCUGGGAUUUGUAUCCUUCGAUGUUCUUGUCUAUGGAGGAAGAAGAAGAAGGCCAUCCUCAACGGUCACUGGAGUAUGAUUUUUAUCGAGUUUCCUGCCCACAAGCUGAGAAAAUCAUUCGAGAGGUGAUUCGGAAAACUUACAAGGUUCGGUCCAGUGUGGCUGCAGAACUCUUGAGGCUUGCUUUCCAUGAUUGUUUCGUUGAGGGGUGUGAUGCUUCUGUUCUAUUGGAUGCUGCUGAAGACUUAAAAUCUGAAAAAGAUUCUACCCCCAACGAAAAUCUUAAGGGAUUUGAUAUAAUUGACAUAAUCAAGUCACAGGUUGAAGAAGUAUGCCCUGGUGUUGUUUCUUGUGCUGAUAUUGUUGUUUUAGCGGCCAGAGAAGGUAUUGUUCAGGCCGGUGGCCCAUUCUAUCCAUUAUUAACUGGCAGAAGAGAUGGUUUUCGCUCUUUCCCAGAUAUAGCUACAUACGAGCUUCCUUCACCUCUAGCUGAUCUAUCUGAAACCCUUGCAUCUUUUGCAUCUAGGGGUUUUGAUGAAAGAGAAACCGUCAGUCUCUUAGGUGCUCACAGCAUUGGAAUGAUCCACUGCAAAUUCUUCGAAAACCGUCUCUACAACUUUGGUGGGACUAAUAAGCCUGAUCCCUCUCUUGAUCCUCAAUUCCUUAACCAAAUAAGGUCAAGAUGCAACAACAGCAAUGUGUCAGUGACUCCAGCCGCAUCACCUUUCUUUGAUGCCUCAGUGCCAUCUUCAUCAGCACCACCAGCUUCCUUUGACAUCUUGGAGUCGUCAUCAACGGCUGCAUCACCUUCCUGUAAUGGAUCACCAUCAUCUUCUGAGAAGCCAGGAAGGAUGGGCGAAAUUUCAUCAUCAUCAGCACCUUCACUUUCUUUCCAAGGCUCAGUAUCUUCCUCACCAACAUCAUUUACAAAACCAUCAGUUUCAUAUGAAGGUUCACUACAGUCUUCACUGGAGGGUCCGGGAAUCAAUAUGGCCUAUGAGGGACCUGGAAUAGAUUUUGGCUCAGUGUACUACCACAGUCUUCUGCAAGGUAGAGGAAUCCUCUAUUCUGACCAGCAACUAAUGUCCGGGGAAGAAACUGGGAUUUGGGUCAAAGCAUAUGCUUCAGAUGUCAGCUUGUUCCUCCGAGACUUUGCCCAGGCAAUGAUGAAGCUCUCAGAUCUCCAUGUCUUAACAGGUUCAGCAGGUCAGGUACGGCUUAAUUGUUCAAGGGUGGCAUGAGAGAAGAUCGAGUAGGAGAAAGGAAGAUUAUAUUAGUUUUGCAGCUUUCCUACACCGAUUUUUGGGAUUUUGCGAUCAUGAAUUGGAAUUUUCAAGAUAUGGAUGGAUUUCUGUUGUUACCUUGUAAAUUUAGUAUUGAGAUUAAAGGCUAACAAUCAAAUACUUGUUCAACAAAAUCUAUAAAUAUAAAUGAUUUUUU
This is a messenger RNA of Hevea brasiliensis (rubber tree), 1714 nucleotides long. Its product is annotated as putative Peroxidase 48. Gene Ontology annotation, molecular function: heme binding; peroxidase activity. The record is from RefSeq and is a predicted model, not a curated record. Lineage: Eukaryota; Viridiplantae; Streptophyta; Magnoliopsida; Malpighiales; Euphorbiaceae. The transcript has 4 exons. Gene Ontology annotation, biological process: response to oxidative stress; hydrogen peroxide catabolic process. Bases 97 to 1515 code for a protein of 472 amino acids. Gene Ontology annotation, cellular component: plasmodesma; plant-type cell wall.